AUGGAUAGAAAUCAUCUCGCCGACUCUCGUACAGCAGUCGACAGUUUAUUCCUAUCAAAACACGAAGGGGGCUCAGCAUGGAAGGACAGCCCGGAGAGGACGAGGACCAAUUGUACAAUUGAGGCUGACCAUCCUGGCUUGAACAGCCCGAUGUGGUUGGUUCCUGCUUAUUCCGAUACACACCUGCGCAAUGAGAAGGUGCUGGCGCCUGGCGAGAACAACAGAAUGAAAGGGCAGUGCAAGAAACAAAGCAAGAGGGAAAUCGCUUUCUUCAUCUUGCAUUUCCACUUUCUCUCAAAAUCCGACCUCGCCACAUUAAAUUACAUUAUCAUCAGGCACGACGGCAAAUGGUAUCCGCUCCCUCCGCCAGGGGCGCGCAAAGGGCAGGAAGUGGAAUCCAUCAGCGACACCGCAUCCAAGGCAGGCAAGGCACGGCGCCGAGUUCUUCUCUCGUUCGAUGAGCUGCCGGAAUGGUACCGACGUGAAUGGAUUCUCCGUGACUAUCGGCCCAUCUCAGGCUCGGCUCACGCUUCAUUCUUCAGUUGGUCGUAUAUCCACAACGAGUCGGUCAACAUCUAUUCCCACGCCAUCCCGGCUAUUUUCUUCCUACUCGGCGAGUGGUAUAUCCAGCAGUACCUUGCCAGCAGAUACUCCGGGGUCACUGGCGCCGAUUUCAUUGCUUUCUCCGUCUUCAUGUUGGCGGCCGUCACGUGCCUGUCGUUGUCGGCGACGUACCACACCUUGAUGAACCACUCCCGACAGGUGGCACAUUUCUGCCUGCGACUGGACAUGCUGGGUGUAGUGAUCUUCAUACUAGGAGACCUUAUCUUAGGAAUAUACAUAGUUUUCUGGUGUGAACCUUUGCCGCGCAAUAUCUACUGGUUUCUGAUUGGAGUUGUCGGGACGUUGACCAUCUUCGUGACAAUGCAUCCCAAGUUCCAGGGCCCAAAAUUUCGCCUCUUCCGAGCAUUGAUGUUCGUGGCAACUGGCUUGUCCGGUGUGGCGCCCUUGAUCCACGGACUCAAUGUGUUCGGCAUGUCGCAGAUGAUGAGAAAAGCUUUUCCUUAUACUCUGGCAAAAGCAGGCUGCCUUCUAUCUGGGACUUCGUUUUAUGCAACCAGGUUUCCGGAAAGUCGAUAUCCCGGCGAAUUCGACCUAUGGGGCUCCCAUUCACUCUUUCACAUCCUGGUGGUAUGCGCCGCUGUGGUCCAAUUGAUGGGGUACCUGGAUGCCUUCGACUAUGCUCACGCAAAUCUUACUUGCUCGUCUCUUUGA
Molecule: messenger RNA, 1275 nt
Organism: Exophiala aquamarina CBS 119918
Lineage: Eukaryota; Fungi; Ascomycota; Eurotiomycetes; Chaetothyriales; Herpotrichiellaceae
Exons: 4
Coding region: 1-1275 (424 amino acids)
Cellular component (GO): membrane
Molecular function (GO): signaling receptor activity
Source: RefSeq, a predicted model, not a curated record